Theobroma cacao (cacao) is the source of this 2319-nucleotide messenger RNA. It is a transcript of the gene CSR1, whose product is annotated as chlorsulfuron/imidazolinone resistant 1. Gene Ontology annotation, biological process: L-valine biosynthetic process. Gene Ontology annotation, molecular function: magnesium ion binding; thiamine pyrophosphate binding; flavin adenine dinucleotide binding. NCBI's taxonomy places the organism in Eukaryota, Viridiplantae, Streptophyta, Magnoliopsida, Malvales, Malvaceae. The record is from RefSeq and is a predicted model, not a curated record. Gene Ontology annotation, cellular component: acetolactate synthase complex.
UCUUCCCUCUCUCACUCGCCAUAAACACAAGUAAGAAAAAUCGUCGCCACAAGCAUCUCAUCGACAAUGGCGGCUGCCGCUGCGAACACCACUUUCCCUAAACCUUCUCCUCUAUCUUCUUCCUUCAAAUCUUCAACACGCCAUCCCAAAUCCACCCUUCCCUUCUCUACAACCUCUCAAAAGCUCACUCCUUCCCGUUCCCUCCUCAUUUCCUGCGCUCUCUCUCGGUCAAGUUCCAAGCCCGGAUCCGCCGCCGACAUUGUCACUCCAACUAGUGCCCCUUCCCAUGAAUUCGCUUCCCGUUAUGCCCCUGAUGAGCCCCGAAAAGGCGCUGAUAUCCUCGUGGAAGCCCUGGAGCGUGAAGGGGUCAAGGACGUGUUUGCUUAUCCAGGCGGAGCUUCCUUGGAGAUUCACCAGGCUUUAACCCGGUCCCAAAUUAUCAGAAAUGUCCUUCCGCGACACGAACAAGGCGGGGUCUUUGCUGCGGAGGGCUACGCGCGCUCAUCCGGCCUUCCUGGCGUUUGCAUUGCAACUUCUGGGCCUGGGGCAACCAACUUGGUCAGUGGCCUUGCUGAUGCGAUGCUUGAUAGCAUCCCUCUGGUGGCGAUCACAGGUCAGGUCCCUCGUAGAAUGAUCGGUACAGAUGCUUUCCAAGAAACUCCUAUUGUUGAGGUAACAAGGUCUAUUACAAAGCAUAAUUAUCUUGUUCUUGAUGUGGAUGAUAUUCCUAGGAUUGUUAGUGAGGCUUUCUUUUUAGCUACCUCGGGCAGGCCGGGUCCCGUUUUGAUUGAUGUACCUAAGGAUAUACAACAGCAGCUUGCUGUUCCUAACUGGAACCAGCCUAUUAGAUUGCCAGGGUAUAUGUCUAGGUUGCCUAAGGCUCCCGAAGAGGCUCAUUUGGAGCAGAUUGUGAGGUUGGUUUCCGAGUCUAAGAAGCCGGUGUUGUAUGUUGGUGGUGGAUGUUUGAACUCCAGUAAGGAGUUGGGGAGGUUUGUUGAGCUUACAGGCAUACCGGUUGCAAGUACUUUGAUGGGUCUUGGAACGUUUCCCAGCUCAGAUGAGUUGUCAUUACAAAUGCUUGGGAUGCAUGGAACUGUCUAUGCUAAUUAUGCUGUGGAUAAGAGUGAUUUGUUGCUUGCCUUUGGAGUGAGGUUUGAUGAUCGGGUGACAGGAAAACUUGAGGCUUUUGCCAGCCGGGCCAAGAUUGUGCAUAUUGACAUUGAUUCAGCUGAGAUUGGGAAGAAUAAGCAGCCUCAUGUGUCGGUUUGUUCAGAUGUGAAAUUGGCAUUGAAGGGGAUAAACAAGAUAUUGGAGAGUAAGGGAGCUAAGCUUAAACUUGAUUAUUCAGCUUGGAGGCAGGAGUUAGAUGAGCAGAAGCUGAAAUAUCCAUUGAGUUACAAGACCUUUGGAGAAGCUAUUCCACCUCAAUACGCAAUUCAGGUUCUUGAUGAGUUAACCAAUGGGAAUGCAAUUAUAAGUACCGGCGUUGGUCAGCAUCAGAUGUGGGCUGCACAGUUUUACAAGUAUAAGAAGCCUCGGCAAUGGUUGACAUCAGGGGGAUUGGGAGCUAUGGGAUUUGGAUUGCCUGCUGCCAUUGGAGCUGCUGUUGCGAAUCCCGGGGCUGUUGUUGUAGACAUUGAUGGCGACGGAAGUUUUAUCAUGAAUGUCCAAGAGUUGGCGACUAUUCGUGUGGAAAACCUUCCCAUUAAGAUAUUAUUGUUAAAUAAUCAGCAUUUAGGCAUGGUUGUUCAGUGGGAGGAUCGAUUUUAUAAAGCCAACAGGGCUCAUACAUAUUUAGGUGACCCAUCCAAUGAGUCUGAAAUAUUCCCAAAUAUGUUGAAAUUUGCUGAAGCUUGUGGAAUACCUGCUGCCCGUGUGACAAGGAAGGAAGAUCUCAGAGCAGCAAUUCAAAAAAUGUUGGACACUCCUGGACCUUACUUGUUAGAUGUAAUUGUCCCCCAUCAAGAGCAUGUCCUGCCUAUGAUCCCCAGUGGAGGGGCUUUUAAAGAUAUGAUCACAGAGGGUGAUGGAAGAACACAAUAUUGAUUUGAAUGAACAUCAGUUUGUGUUUUUGGUAAUGUAUGUAUGAUCAGUUAUGAAGGCUUAGCUCUGAGUUGUGGCAGUUUUAUGGGUUAUAAGUUGGUUCUCUGUCAUGGAAAUGACGUUUGUUGCGUGGAAGAAACUUGCUUGUGCUCCUAUUUUAGUUUUUCUAUCUUUUGAAAACUAUCAAGUAGGUUUUCUGUUUGGUUCUAUCCAAAUAUGUAUGUCUUUUAGUCAAGUAAUAGAUAAAUCUAAAAUUACUUGUUGUUUUGAUGAAUA